Messenger RNA from Brachypodium distachyon (stiff brome), 1448 nucleotides. RefSeq names its product probable cinnamyl alcohol dehydrogenase (gene CAD5). The coding region runs from base 125 to 1207 and encodes 360 amino acids. The record is from RefSeq and is a predicted model, not a curated record. The transcript is spliced from 4 exons. NCBI's taxonomy places the organism in Eukaryota, Viridiplantae, Streptophyta, Magnoliopsida, Poales, Poaceae. Gene Ontology annotation, molecular function: zinc ion binding; cinnamyl-alcohol dehydrogenase activity. Gene Ontology annotation, biological process: lignin biosynthetic process.
CCCACCACAGUACGAGCACCCAAGAGAGCCGAGAGAGAUCGCCUACUCCCAAAUCCAGCGCUUUCUACUCUCAUCUCUCGGUUCUCUCGCCGUUCUCCGCUCGGUUGACAGAGGAGAGGAUAGAAUGGGCAGCAUCGCCUCCGAGGAGCGGACGGUCACCGGCUGGGCCGCCAGGGACGCCGACGGCCACCUCUCCCCCUACACCUACACCCUCAGGAAGACAGGCCCUGAAGAUGUGCUGGUGAAAGUUCUGUACUGCGGCAUCUGCCACACGGACAUCCACCAGGCCAAGAACCACCUUGGCGCUUCCAAGUACCCCAUGGUUCCCGGGCAUGAAGUGGUGGGCGAGGUGGUGGAGGUCGGCGGCGAGGUGAGCAAGUACUCGGCCGGCGACGUGGUGGGCGUCGGUGUGAUCGUGGGUUGCUGCCGCGAGUGCCGGCCGUGCAAGGCCAGCGUGGAGCAGUACUGCAACAAGAGGAUCUGGUCCUACAACGACGUCUACACCGACGGCCGCCCCACGCAGGGCGGCUUCUCCUCCGCCAUGGUCGUCGACCAGAAGUUCGUGGUGAGGAUCCCGGCGGGGCUGGCGCCGGAGCAGGCGGCGCCGCUGCUGUGCGCGGGGGUGACGGUGUACAGCCCGCUGAAGCACUUCGGGCUGAUGUCCCCGGGCCUCCGGGGCGGCAUCCUGGGCCUGGGCGGCGUGGGCCACAUGGGCGUGAAGGUGGCCAAGUCCAUGGGCCACCACGUGACCGUCAUCUCCUCGUCGGGCAAGAAGCGGGCCGAGGCCAUGGACGACCUGGGCGCCGACGCGUACCUCGUCAGCUCCGACGCCGACCAGAUGGCGGCGGCCGCCGACUCGCUGGACUACGUCAUCGACACCGUCCCCGUGAAGCACCCGCUGGAGCCUUACCUGUCGCUGCUCAAGAUGGACGGGAAGCUUGUCCUGAUGGGCGUCAUCGGGGAGCCGCUCAGCUUCGUGUCCCCCAUGGUGAUGCUCGGGAGGAAGUCCAUCACGGGGAGCUUCAUCGGGAGCAUGGAGGAGACGGAGGAGGUGCUCAAGUUCUGCGUCGAGAAAGGGCUUACUUCUCAGAUCGAGGUCGUCAAGAUGGACUACCUCAACGAGGCGCUCGAGAGGCUCGAGCGCAACGACGUGCGCUACCGCUUCGUCGUCGACGUCGCCGGGAGCAAGAUCGAGGAUGCCGCCUGAUCGAUCGGUCGUCUUGACGAGCCGGCGGACGGAGCUAGGUAGAGUGCGUGCGUGCGUGCUAUGAGAGUGUACCUGUCACGGGUUCCUGAACUUUGAUGCAGUGCGUGGGCCGUGGGCAAGCUUGUGAGCUGUGAAAAUUGACGCGUAUUUCUGCGUGUGCCUGUCUUUUGUUUCCUUUCAAAUGGAUGUUCGAUGUAAACUGGGCCUUAAUAACGAUAUUGGGUUGUCAACCUUGCUUUCA